UCCCGUCUGGAGAAACCGCGUUUUCUCCACAGGAGGUUUCCAUAUAUCGCAUCCCCAUUCCAAUCCCAUUUCAUUUGAUUUCAAAGCCCCAGCUUCCUCUAUGGUCGGUCUUCUAGAGGCGGAACGAAAUUUUCAUAGGAAAUAAGCUAAUAUAAAACGCGUCCUCCGUCCUUCCUCCUCUUUCCAUCCCUGCUUCCUUGUCAAGAAAACCGCUACUACCUCUCUCUUUGCCUUCUAUUCUUCCAAUCUCUUCCUUGCUGUAUCCGGACGGAUCUCGGAGUAGGCUAUUAGUUUCAUGGGAAGGCUCUAGAAAUGACUUCUCCUUAUAGUACAGUUCCCCCCUUCUUGGUUCUCCUCCUGUGCUCCCUUCUCCUCCCGUAUCCCACUUCAGCUUCUCUCUUCAACUGGAGCAGCUCGGCGACAUCCCAUGGCUCUCCCCUCCCCGGCAUCGAAUUGCCGACCCUCCUCAGCUUCAACGCCGUCACCUCUUCCGACAAGUCAAGCUGCAAUCACCCCCUCGAUGCCGCCGGCCCUUCCGAAGCGAAGGGUCAAUACCGCCACGAUGACCCCGUCUACAGCGACGAUGAAGACGACGACGACGCCGUGCCGGCCUCUUCGGCCUUGAAGCUCCAUCUCAAGCACCGGUUCGCGAAGGUCCCCGGUGCCGCCGAGUGGACUAGAAAAGAAUCUCUGGUCAACUCCACCCACAGAGACCUUUCAAGAAUCCACACGCUUCUCAUGAGGAGGCUUGUAGAGCAGGAGGAGGAGCAGAACACCGUGUCCCGCCUUAGGACGACCGCGGGCAAGACCGAUAACCGCUCGGUCACCUCCGAGUUGAUGGAAAAGGGGGCAGCUUCGGCGCAGCCGGAGCUUGCUGGGCGGCUGAUGGCCACCCUGGAAUCCGGCGUCACCCUCGGCGCCGGCGAGUACUUCAUCGACGUAUUCGUCGGCACGCCGCCGCGGCACUUCUCCCUGAUCCUCGACACGGGCAGCGACCUGAACUGGAUCCAAUGCCUCCCGUGCCAUGACUGCUUCGAGCAGCACGGUCCCGUCUACGACCCCACCGCCUCCUCCACCUACCACAACGUCAGCUGCGGCGAUCCCCGCUGCGGCCUCGUCUCGCAGCCGUGGCCCUGCCGCUCCGGCGACCGGUCCUGCCCCUACUUCUACUGGUAUGGCGACCAUUCCAACACCACCGGCGACCUCGCCCUGGAGACGUUCACCGUCAACCUCACCGCCGCGGACGGCACCGCCACCGAGUUCCGCCGCGUGGACAACGUCAUUUUCGGGUGCGGCCACUGGAACCGGGGGCUCUUCCACGGUGCCGCCGGCCUCCUGGGCCUCGGCCGCGGGCCCCUCUCUUUCUCCUCCCAGCUCCGCUCCCUCUACGGCCACACCUUCUCCUACUGCCUCGUCGACCGCAACAGCGACCUCAGCGUCUCCAGCAAGCUCAUCUUCGGUGAGGACCGCAACCUCCUCGCCCACCCCGAUCUCAACUACACCUCCUUCGUCAACACCACCGCUAAGGAGGACAACACGGCCGACACCUUCUACUACGUCCGGAUAAAGGAGAUAGUCGUCGGCCGGGAGGUGCUAAACAUCCCUCCAGAGACGUGGGAAUUGUCGCCGGAGGGGGCGGGCGGAACCAUCGUGGACUCCGGCACGACGCUGAGCUACUUCGCGAACCCGGCCUACCAAGCGAUAAAGGAGGCCUUCGUCAAGAAGGUGAACAAUAAGUAUCCGGUGGUGGAGGACUUUCCGAUACUCAGUCCUUGCUACAAUGUGUCGGGUGUCGACAAAGUGGAGCUGCCGGAGUUCGCGAUCCGGUUCGCGGACGGGGCGGUGUGGAACUUCCCGGUGGAGAAUUACUUCAUCCGGCUGGAUCCGGAGGAGAUCGUCUGCCUCGCCAUCCUCGGCACGCCGAGCUCGCCGCUGUCGAUACUGGGUAAUUAUCAGCAGCAGAAUUUCCACAUCAUGUAUGAUAUGAAGAAGUUCCGGUUGGGGUUUGCGCCGAUGAGGUGUGCUCAAGUGUAGCUUCUCUGCACUAUUAGUAACGGUCCUCACAUUGGCUUUCUGGAGGUCGACAGAGAGAUAGAUUAAGGAUGAUAAUUAGACUCUUGAGAAUUUUGGGACUUUGAGGGAGGUGAUGGGAAUUGUUUUUACCUCCCCAAGAAGAGGUAAAGCUAUACGUUAUGUCAUAUUCUUUUCUUUUGUUUUUUUUUCUCCUCACCUUUUUUUUUUUUUGAAUUUUCGUGUGCUUUUGUAAUGGUCGAUUAAGAUGCUGAUACACUUGUUGUACAGAAACAAACACGGUUUGGUUUAUGGGAAUCAAUAACUUCAACUCCCUUUGGAUAAAUGUGAGAAAGAAAGUUCAAGACUUCUAUAAUUUUUCUUCGAGUUUCUUCUAUCUAGCUUUAUUGGCUGUGUCUAAAAUUCCUGAAAAAUUCACAAGCAUUUGAAAUGAGCAAGUAAUUAUUCA
Molecule: messenger RNA, 2479 nt
Organism: Elaeis guineensis (African oil palm)
Lineage: Eukaryota; Viridiplantae; Streptophyta; Magnoliopsida; Arecales; Arecaceae
Product: aspartyl protease family protein 2
Biological process (GO): proteolysis
Molecular function (GO): aspartic-type endopeptidase activity
Source: RefSeq, a predicted model, not a curated record